AUGGGCUCGUCCGCCACAGAUCCCUCGUCAGCACCCUCCCCGCGCGACCGCAUCAUGACGCACAUGAACCGCGACCACCAGCGCGAGCUCUCCCUCUACCUGCGCCACUACGCCGGCCUCAGCCGCUCCGCCGCCUCGUCGCCGUGGCUCAAGGACUGCACUUUCGAAGGCAUGACCAUCGCGGCCGGCGGGCUCGGCGGCAAGGAGUUCUUCAUCGAGUUCAAGCCGGCCCUCACGGCGUGGGAGGACGUGCGGCCCGCCGUCGUGGAGAUGGCGCGCGCGUCGCAGCAAGCGCUGGGGUACAGCGACAUCACCGUCGGGCACUUUGCGCCGCCGCAGGGCUUUGACGUGGUUGUGUUUGGGGCCGUUGCGUUCUACUUUGUCUGCUGGCUCACGCUUGGGUUUGUGCUGCCCGGUACGCCGAUCUGGUCCUUCCUCCAGACCGCGUUCCCCGGCGGUCCGAGGUUUUAUCGGUGGUUGGUCAAGGCUAUCUUCCUGCCCGUGUUGGGAAUUCACCUGAGCGAGUGCUUUUGGUUUCACCGUACGAGGCUUCAAAGGCACGGCAUCGAAUUCGGAACUACCUUGUGGUGGACAUGGAUCGGAAGUUUGUUCUUUGAGGGACUGCCCGGGUUCUGGAGGUUCGAUGGCAUUAUCGCGGCUAAGAGAAAGGAGAAGGAGAGCAAGAGCCACUGA
Molecule: messenger RNA, 693 nt
Organism: Colletotrichum godetiae
Lineage: Eukaryota; Fungi; Ascomycota; Sordariomycetes; Glomerellales; Glomerellaceae
Exons: 1
Coding region: 1-693 (230 amino acids)
Source: RefSeq, a predicted model, not a curated record